ACAUAGAUCUUUUGUAGAGAGCUUAUAGAUAAAUAUUGCGGGUGCCCUAAUCACUUUGAUUUGGUCUGAGAAGACAGUAUGCAAUAAUGGCUUCGUCAGUAGCACUCGUGCUAAUGAAGGCUUCCCUCCCGCGGCGGCAGCGCAUGGACCGACCUCGCCGUUCUCCCGCGGCGGUUCAGCUUGUCGCCGGCGUUGAUGCAGCCGACGACAUGUUUGGCUCCCUCGCAGGUUGUCCUCCUCGGCCGCUGGAGUAUCCCGUGGUGCCAGACUUGGACGACUACGACGUCGAUGACGCUCCGGUGGCUGGACGACCCGCACCCGCCUCGGACAAGACGCUGGCGGUGCACGCCGGGGAGAAGCUCGGGAGCGGCGCCGCCGCCGCGGAGACGGACUCGAUCGCGACGCCGAUCGUGGGCGGCACGACGCACUGGUUCAGGGACUCGGCCGACCUCAUCGCCUUCCGGGAAGGCCGGCGGCGGAGCUUCGAGUACGGGCGGUACGGCAACCCGACGGUGAAGGUGCUGGAGGAGAAGAUCAGCGCGCUGGAGAGGGCGGAGGCGACGCUGGUGACCUCCUCCGGUAUGAACGCCAUCGUCGCCACGCUGCUCGCCCUCGUCCCUCCCGGCGGCCACGUCGUCGCCACCGCCGACUGCUACAGCGAGGCCCGCGCAUUCAUCCGCGACAAGCUCUCCAACAUGGGCAUCACGUCGACGUUCGUGGAUCUUGACGACGACAUGGAGGCUCUGGAAUCCGUUCUUGAUGAGGGCGAGGUGACGAUGUUCUACGCCGACUCGAUGACGAACCCUCACCUGAAGGUCGUCGACGUGACACGCGUCGCGGAGCUGUGCCACCGGAGAGGCGCGCUGGUGUGCAUCGACAGCACGCUGGCGUCGCCCAUCAACCAGAAGCCGCUCGCCCUCGGCGCCGACGUGGUCCUCCACUCCGCCACCAAGUACAUCGCCGGCCACCACGACGUCAUCGCCGGCUGCGUCAGCGGCUCGGAGGCCCUCGUCUCGCGGAUCCGCACGUGGCACCACGACCUCGGCGGCGCCAUCAGUCCGAAUGCGGCGUACAUGAUCAUUCGGGGAUUGAAGACGUUGGCGCUGCGGGUGCAGGCGCAGAACAGGACGGCGCUGCGGAUGGCGCAGCUGCUGGAGAAGCACCCCAAGAUCGAGCGCGUCUACUACCCUGGGCUGGAGAGCAGCCCGUGGCACGGCGUAGCGACGAGGCAGAUGGCUGGUGCAGGCGGCGUGGUCGGCUUGGAGGUGGCGUCGGACAUGCGCGGCGCGAUGAGGUUCGUGGACGCGCUGGAGUUGCCGCUCAUCGCGACGUCGCUCGGCGGCUGCGAGAGCCUUGUCCAGCAGCCCGCAAUCAUGUCCUACUGGGGUAAGUGCGACGAGGAGAAGGCAAAGAAUGGGAUCAAGGACAACUUUGUGAGGUUCAGUUUUGGGAUCGAGAAGUUUGAGGAUCUCAGGGAUGACAUACUCCAAGCCUUAGGGAAGAUUUAA
This is a messenger RNA of Oryza sativa Japonica Group (Japanese rice), 1508 nucleotides long. Its product is annotated as probable cystathionine gamma-synthase 2. NCBI's taxonomy places the organism in Eukaryota, Viridiplantae, Streptophyta, Magnoliopsida, Poales, Poaceae. Gene Ontology annotation, biological process: transsulfuration. Gene Ontology annotation, molecular function: pyridoxal phosphate binding; cystathionine gamma-synthase activity. Gene Ontology annotation, cellular component: chloroplast. The record is from RefSeq and is a predicted model, not a curated record.